Cololabis saira (Pacific saury) is the source of this 5802-nucleotide messenger RNA. It is a transcript of the gene sphkap, whose product is annotated as SPHK1 interactor, AKAP domain containing. Gene Ontology annotation, cellular component: cytoplasm. The transcript is spliced from 12 exons. The record is from RefSeq and is a predicted model, not a curated record. Gene Ontology annotation, molecular function: protein kinase A binding. The coding region runs from base 275 to 4933 and encodes 1552 amino acids. NCBI's taxonomy places the organism in Eukaryota, Metazoa, Chordata, Actinopteri, Beloniformes, Belonidae.
GCUCCGUCCCUCCGCGCUUUCACUCAGACAGACGCGCAGGACAGUCAUUGGAGUAGUGCAUCUGCUGCGGCUGCUGCUGCUGCUGCUGCUGCUGACAUCAGGGAUCCAGCUCGUCACACCCCCCCCCUGUCACCGUGACGGUCUGGGAUUCCUCCAGUGCACGGGUCGGGGAUGCGCAUCUGGACCGGAGAGCGUCCCGGGGACAGUUACACAUCGACUGCACAGGGGAAACAAGCAAUCCGGUUAAGGACAGUUUGGGUAGCCUACUGAGGGGAUGGCAGGCGCAAAGUGCCUUUUGAAAACGCCGAGUAACUUUCAGUCGUCUGCCAUGUUUGAGGUCUCAGACUCUGUGGAAGUGGAGGGAGGCACCUCAGAAACCUCUGUGGCCUCGUCCAUCAGCGCCUGUAAGAAGGUUCUGUGCAGUAACAGUGUGCUGGACUCAUCCGAGUACUGGCUGACAAACGAGAAGGUCCUGUGCAGACUGGGCCUGCUGGAUAAUGACACGGAGGGCAGCUGCGCCAUGAUGUGUUUUGUAAAUUUGGACCCUCAGAAAACUCACGAUGAAAAAAGCAUCAAGAAAUUGGCUUCAAUGUCUCCAGACCUGCCAAAGCUUAUUGAAUUAUUGACUAUCCACCAGCCAAAAGAAAAUGAAAUCCUACUGCUUGGGGGCCUGGAAGCCCCCGAAACUUGCCAAAAAAACCAACGCUCCUCUCCGCAGGCCAAACAGCAGAGAAAUACAGGUGUGUGCCUGCUUCAGUGUUCAGGGAAGAGGCACUCCAUGACACCUUCAAGCAUCAUCUUUGAGAUCAACAAGUUCAUGAUUGGUAUGCAGUGGGGAAAGGAACGACAGUCUCAGCACGGCCGACCAAUUGGACAGAGGGUUGAUGAUGACACCAACCGCUCUAUCUCAUCCAUAGAAGAAGACUUCCUGACAGCCUCCGAGCACCUUGGGGAUGACAGCGAGGAUGAUGGCUUGAGAAAUGAACCAGAGAGUGGUAACUUGGGAGAGAGCUCAACUGAAGCUGCGCAGAAGCACUUUAUCAGACAUUCAUGUCACGGGGGACAGCUGGUUCAUCAUCCGAAUCAGGAUGUGAAAAGAGAAGGGCAUCCAAGACCAAGCCACCAUACAAAGGAAUCAGCUGGUCACUAUGCUAGCAAUUUGGCUGAGUCAGUCCUGCAAGAUGCCUUCAUACGACUUUCUCAAGAUGAGGCUUCCUUUAUCUCUGAGGCAGCUGUAAGCGUCUCCCUUUCUACUUGUCCUUCCAACUCCACUGGUCCAUCAAAGAUGAAAGAAUCUUCACAACAACGUACCUGCUCUUUUGAACUUCCCAAAAUUGUCAUAGUUCAAAGUCCAGACAUUUCUGAUGAGUGGCCAGAGAAUCACGCGGCUGGCGUGCAUGACCACACUGCCAAAACUGAAGAAAUGCCACAGAACGAGACCCAAGUUCACACUGUACAUUACAACGGAGGGCAGAAACGUGUAGAGGUGGCUUUGGCUUGUGCCGCCAGUGUUAUUGGCACGAUUACUAACCCACAGUUGACUGAAACGCUCGCCCUCAAGUCUUCCUCAGAUGAAGAUAAAGGUGAGGAGCUGCAAGAUGCUGAGGAAAAAAGUGACUACUCUAUCUCCUCAGCUAUGUGUGGCAUGGCGCAGGUGGCUGGAGCAGUAGCAGCUGUAGAGCUAAGAGAGAAGUCAGAACACGGUGGUGAUUCUGAUGAAGAUUCCACUGAGGUUUACACGGCAUCGCAGGGUCUGAUGUCUGCCGCCAAGGCCUCUGCAGCUUUCCCGCUGCACUGCAGUGUGGCAGAGGGAACAAGCGUUGAAGCUUUUCGAGCCAACAUUGCUGAGAUCCUGCACAGGGAAGCCGCUGAAGUGCUGACUCAACCACAAGGCUACAGGAGUGUUGCACAUCUGCUGGAGACCACACAUAACAAGAUAGUGGAUGGUAUCACAUGUCCAAAAAAAUGCUGCAUGGACGAAAGGGAGGUGGAGGACUUGAUAAAUGAAGUGGCAGACGGCCUAUUCAAGCAUGCUUUAGAGAAGGCUAAAAAGAAAAAAGAGCUUGAGGGUGCUGGAAAAGAGAGUCAAAGCCUUCAGGUUUUUAUGCAGGACAGUGUAAACAACUUGCUUUUUGAUAUUCUUUAUGUGACGCAAAAAAAAAUCAGUCACAUCUCAAAAUGUGAACAAGGGUCCAGCGUAACACAAGAAGGUGGCGUAUCUGGUCGUGAGCUUGCUACUGCAAAGGAAAGUAAGGAUCCAUUACGUCAUGUACAGAGCUUAAGUGACAAUAGUGAAUCCAUUAACAAUGAGAACCUGAGUGGCAUAUUACCUCAUACAGAUAAGUCUCCUGUCGUACCAAGCUUUAAACAAAAUCCUGUGCUUGAGGACAGUGACGUUCCUGCAGCUUCCAUCACAGCAUACUUCAAAGAGCAACAGCAGGAGUCAUUAUGCAGACAAAGUCAGUCUAAAUCCAAAGACUUGUCUGAUCCACAGCAGGGUAGUGGAGCAUUCAGAGAACCUUUAAGUGAAAUCCAAGUUCACAGCACAGAUAGGAGGGGUCGACUAGUGACAAGCAGUGACAGCAAACAGGCCUCAUUAACGCCACAAUCCUCCCUCAACUCGUGCAAUUCUCUGCUUUCUUUGAAGCUAGAGUCUGAGUCCAGGACACCGGUUUCGUGCUAUGCUGAGGAUUUGGCUACUACAGUGGUGUCCAUGGCCACAGAACUGGCAGCCAUUUGUCUGGAAAACUCGACUGGGAAACAACCCUGGUUCUGUGCCCUCACUGGAACAUCUAAUGAAGGGCCAGAAGCGUACCUGAUACCGGCGUGUCGCACAGUGCUUAGGAGAAAAGAGGGUCAGAACGGCAAUACAUCCUCCAGGAAACAUCGGGCACCACGCCUCAGUGAGAUUAAGAGAAAAACAGAGGAACAACCAGAACUAAUGGAGAGGCUGGUAAACCGGGUGGUGGAUGAGUCAGUCAACCCUGAUGAACCUCAGGACCCGUUUGCCCUUUUUGCCUCUGAAGUCACAGCCAGGAUCAUGAACUGCCCUGAACUCAAUGUGGUGGAUACGUCCAAAUCAGGCCAGCAGCGCAGUAGGCUGCAAUGUGAGAGGUGGAGCCGUGGGAAAGCGUCCAGUUAUGAAAGCAUUCCAGAAGAAGACGCAGACCCUUUGGGGAGAGCCAACACCCUGGGCCCCGGCAGUCGGUUAGGUCAGAAUUUAAGCCGGGGUAGCUCGAUCUCUAAGCAGUCUAGCUGUGAGAGCAUCACGGAUGAGUUCUCACGAUUCAUGGUAAACCAGAUGGAGACUGAAGGCAGAGGCUUUGACCUUCUGCUGGACUACUACGCAGGGAAAAAUGCCAGCAGCAUUCUGACUGCAGCUGUGCAACAGGCUGCAACAAAGAAAAAUGGACACCUUAACAUCAGGGCUUCAUCCUGUUUGUCUAAGCAGUCUAGCACAGAGAGUAUCUCAGAGGAGUUCUACCGGUUCAUGCUUCGAGAUAUGGAUAAGGAAAACAAAGACUAUAGCAUGGCCAAGACUAAAGAGUGGAGCAACAGCCUUUUCCCUCCCUCUCCUAGAUCACCUUUCUGCAUAAGACAGUCCUCUGUCCCUGACCGGCGCUCCUCAGAUUCUCGACUGACUGUCAACUCGCCCAUAAAAGCCAACUCUUUUGACGGAUUUGCCCGUAAUGUGCAUGGAGACACAUUGAAUAUUUUCCCCACCAACUCAGUGUCUGCUACAGGACUCUGUAAAUCUGACUCAUGCCUCUAUCAAAGGGGCAAGACUGACCAUAUUACUGAUAUGCUGAUCCAUGAAACCUGGUCAAGUUCUAUUGAGUCCUUAAUGAGAAAGAAUAAGAUUAUUCCCGAUCCUGAGGACGGUAUUGAGUUGGAGGCUUCAGGCGACUCCCAGACCCAUGUGCAACAAUUUGCCAAUCGACUGGCAGCUGAUAUUGUAGAUAUUGGCAAGUCUGCACUUGGGGGACAACAAGAUGUAGCUGGGGGAAUGCCUGGACCACGCCCUCAGCCACACUUGCCUGUUGUUGAAAGGAGAAGGGGGUUCAAGCAAUCUCACCUUCCUUGUGGUCGGAGUAGGUCCAGCCAGGAGCAGGCUGGCAGUAGAACGGGGUCCCAGGCAAGUGACAGUGCUCCUUGCACAAGGAGCCUCAGAGAUGUGCCACUGAUACACAUUGAGGGAGAUCAAAGGGUGGAAGAGAGUCAAAUGAACCCUGAAAGAAGAGAUGGAGAAGCUCAGGAAACACUGCUUUUGGAGAAGGCUACUGCCAACAAUGACAGCAGUGACAGGGACAGGCCAGCUGUGGUGGUGGCUGCGGUAGUCAAGAGGGACAAGCGUUCAAUGAGUGCUAGCAGUGAAGAGAGCAUGGGCAGCUGGUCCCAUAUAACCCCUGAAGAUGACCCCCACGAGGAGACCAGUAGUUUUAUCCAGCUGAGUGAGGGGAAUGGGACAAGCAGCACAUCUAGUCUCGGCCUGGCAGACCUGGAUGCUUUUUCUGAUGUGACAACUCAGAGCACAGUAACCAGUGAGGAGACAGAAGAAGGACACCUGGCAAGAACCAAAGUGAAUGUUUUUGAGAACAGUUCAGCAUGUACGGCAGGAGGCAGUACCAAUCUCAGAGAGCUCUUAGUGGUAAACUGCGACCUGGAGCCAGAAUGUAUGGACUCAGAACUCAGAGUGGCCCUGCAGUGGAUCGCCGCCUCUGAGCUGGGCUUCCCAAUUCUCUGCUUCAGAAAAUCCAAGGAGAAGAGGGUUGCAAAGUUCCAGAGGGUGGUUCACCUGAUAUCUCAAAAGGCAUGGCGAAUUGCAGAUUUGUUCAGUGCUGUAGUCCAAUUCUGUAAGCUACAAGAGAAGGAGGACGAGGCGGGACUGUCUCUCCAAGCCAGUCUGUUUGAUUGGCUUUUGGAGACUCUUUAACAAACUCAUCCCCACCCUCCCUUUAAUGGAAACAAAGACACACGCUAUCAUUUAUUCUCACAAAAUUGUAAUAUUUGUCUUCACUGACCCCAUCCUCGAUCAUUGCAGCAAUGAAUGAACAUCUCCCUUUAAGCAGAGCAUGUUUUUGAUUAUCCCCUUUAUGAUGCUAGUGAAUUGCACACAAACUUAGGUAUGUGGGUUGGCCACUCCUGUUAGGAAUGAACUUACUCUCAAAUUAUUACAGUCAGCAGGUUCUAACUGCUGCAGAUUAUAUACUGUAUAUAUCUAUAUAAAUAUGACUGUAUUAUUUACAUUUAUUAAUGUAUUUGAAACAGACAAAUAUGAAGUAAAAUACCUGAAAGGAAAAUAUUGUUAAAUUCAUGAAACAUGCUGAACUUUUUGUAAAAAAAAACAACAACAAAAAACAAAGAGGCUGUUUCAGUCCAUUAAAAAAAACGUUAGUCUCUUUUAUUUCCAUUAGGAUGUGUACAUUUGCUUAGGUAAGCAAGCCGUCUAUAUCUGUGUUGUGUUCAUCAGCCAACCCCUGUUGUGGCUUUAAUAUUCAGUUCUAAGUAAUUAUGUGAUCUUAUUCCAAUUACUUAUAAGCUGAUUAUUUUGAAUAGUUGUGCUGUAAAUACUGUAGAUUUGGAUUUGCUGCACAUUGGAGUAGUGGGCUGCUCUCUUUUCGCUUUUACUAUGUCCAAAAGACAGAGUGAGGUUUGUAAUGUUGAAUUUGUAUGUGGAGUUGGUCUGUAAAUUUCUCUACUUAGCAGUUAAUGUAGUGUUACAUCAGCACUAGGGGAAAUAAAGCACACAAUUCAGUUGUAAACUAUGUCACAGUAGAACUGAAUGUAUUUAUCUUUUGACAU